UCGGUUUCAUGAAUGAUGCAAGCAACGAUCAAUCACCGUUUGUUCUUUGAAUCAACUGGCUUGGCUUGGGAGGCGACGAAGUGUGCAUCAAAUAGUGCAUUUUCUUGUAAAAGUUCCAGCAAAUUGCAUUUCCAGAUAAUAUAGUUUAAUAAAGCUUCUUCAGUACAUAGUUGAUUCAUUAGACAGUGAUAAUAAUAUUAUAAGUUAAAAGUUUGGUAUUUGUGCAAACUAAAUUUUUGUCUGGAGUGCUGACGAAAAAACAAAAUGGCCAGUGAAAAGUUCGACCUGCGAAAAGUGCAUCAAAGUUUUCAGCAAUCUCUAGCGGAGGAGGAUGAUGUGUUUAUCGACGGCUAUUUGGAAGCAUUUCGAGAACUUUACAAAUUUUUCGCCCUAAUGGGAACGGUUUUUGGAUUCGUCAGCAGCGACGUGAAAGAAAAAGUGGAAAUUCUGCAAAAGCUUCGAAUACAGAAGGAAAACGGCGACAAGUUUGAAAGCAUUCGGAAAAUGAUGGAGUAUGAGCGGUCUGCUAAUCUAUUGGAUAAGAAAGAUUACGUAUCGGGUUGUCGGACACUUUUGAGACUUCAUCGCGGUUUAGAUUUCAUCUAUGUCUUCCUGAAGCGGUUGGGCGAACUCAGCGAGGGUGACGCCAAAACGAAUGCCAUCUGCCAGACGGCAUACAAUGAAACGCUGGCCCAGUAUCACCCGUGGCUCAUCCGGAAAGGUGCGGUCGUGGCGAUGUACGCACUACCGACGCGUGAUCAACUGCUGGAAAAGGUAUGUCUGGAUGCGAGUGUUGCUAUUUCGCUUCUACCGGAGAUGUUAGCCGUCGGUCGGCAGGUUUACGACCGGACCCAGGAACUGUACACACAGUUCGAUAUGCAUGGGCUGCCGUAGAAGGUGCAGAGGCGGGAAAAAGCAUCGUCGUUGGGACCAUCGAUUCCUGGGGUUUUGGGUUAUAUGUUUUCGUUAGGAAUAUUGUGAUAGCAAAAGUAUUUUUUGUCCGUUUUUUUAGAUGAAUUAUUUAAACUUCAAGUUUAUUAGGUAGCAAACCAAAAAGAAAAAGAAAAAAAUGAAUCAUGGUUGCCAUUGCUGGAAGCUCAAUUGUUAAGUUUUUUUGUUUUAGUUUUCCUCUUGGCCCAAUGUGAUAAAUAAUUGAAAGUAUUGCUCAAGCUGUAAAUCAAGCGCUCAUAACGACGAUGUGCUACAAUUUACAAUCCUGGUGAGUAACAUUGCACUAGAUAUAAUUCAUAUAGCGUUAUAAGGAGUUCGUAAAAGUGCCUUGAAAGCAUAAAAUUUGGAUGAAAAUCUAAGUUUCGUUUAUUUCCUGAUGGCUUUAUGAGUUAUUCGUAUUAUUUUUUUCACAUCAACUCGGCUUGUAUUUUUUCCGAUACGCAACAGUGAAAAUGAAAUUCGAUUGUUCUAUAGUUGAACUAUGGUAUUUGUAACACAAAAUACUGGCUCCAGCACGCUACCAGUAUAAUGUAAACGCUUGCCAGCUGCUGGUUGUUGCCAGCAUGAAAAUUUCUGAAUGUUUUAAAUUUCAUGCUGGCAAGCGAUGCUGGAGAAGAAAUUCAAGAUGGCGACGGAAUGAAAAUAUUGUACUUUCGGUACGUAUUUCAUGUUUUUUUCUCAGUUAACAGAAUUCGUUCGCGUGAAGUUGAUCGAUAUAAAAAAUGAGAAUGCAUACUAAAUCGUUAAUAGCUAAAUGUUUUUAUUAUUGUCGUGACUUGAUGGUUUAUUUUGUCCUCCCAUUGUUCCGAAUACACUUUUCUUUAAAUAAAUUGAAAUAAUUUACUUCAAGCGAAAACUUGUUAUAUUUUUGUUGACCGCUCUUCUUCUAAACUGACUGAUAUUUUUUCAUUAAGCAGUAACUAAUAAAACCGUAGAAACACGAUCUUCUCUCGUUAUUAUCGUUGUUAAGUUAAUAUGUAACUUCUUAACAGACUACUAGCUUUGACAUAAUAAUUUAUAUUCAUUUAUCAAUUCUCUACAAUUAUAACAUUUUUUCGUAUUAUCAUAAACAUGAUUAAUACAAAAGAAGCAAAUUGUAUUACUUCGCAAUACUUUGAACCUUUGCUUAACGUUCAUAUUUUUUAGCUUAUGACGGUCCGGGGUUUUUUGGUUCCUUCGCAAACAAGGCAAUUUGCUAACUUGUUUUUUUUUUUUUAUGUUCUUCAUCAUCACACUUUUCUGUUGCUUCAGCAAGCAACAUUCUGGCUAAGUCCUCUUGCGGUUUUAUCCAGGUGUUGAAAUCAUCAAGUGUUAGAAUUUGAUGAUUUUGAUCUACAACUGUUUUCUCCAGCUUGUAUCGUAUCUAGUUUUGAUUCAAUGUUGGCGCUCAAGUUUAGCUGCCAAUUCUUUUAUCAAUCAUUUGAAUUUUGUCAUUUAAAUGCUCAUUAUGACACAGCAUUUUCAUAUUCGUUACCAGGCUGUCUAGUGCCGUGAUGAAAUCAAUUAUUGAUUUAUUAGGUGAUUCGAUCCUUGGAUUUCGAAACGCAGUUAAGUUUUUCAUGAUCGCACCUACAUUGCGCUGAUCGAUUAGAAGAAUAACUGAUUUCAAUGCUUCUCCUUUUAAGUAUUUUUGAAGCCUAUUGAGAUCCUUUAGGUCGGAAAAUUUUUCCGCAUUCGUGGUUUCGAGGUAAAUACUUUUGGAACGUGACCACACUUUGCGUGAACCGUCAAAAUAUGGCAAGUCCAUUUAUGACUACCUUACAAGGAAUUUUGAUAUUCCUUGCUCCGGUUCGUACACUCAGAAAAAUAAAAUGGUAAGAGCUACCAUAUGGGAGGUUAGUUCAACCAUACGAGUAUAGUGGUUUUCAGCACACAAUAAAAUCAGAUGAUGUUAACAAUAUGCAAACUCACUUUUACUAUGAAUGGUUUUGGCUCUAGAAUAGUAAUAUUGAACUGUAUAUCAUAGGAAUAACUACUACAAUUGAAAUGUUUAGCAUAACCAUGAUAGUAUCUUAUUUUUACAUAGUACUUAUUAUUUUAACUAGUGCCAUGGUAUUUUUUACAUUUCACUUCUGGAUUUUUCGAAACACGGAAGUAUGGUUAAUUUGACAAUGGUGAAGACCAUUCGAACAUGCGAAAAGGUUGAAAAGUUAUAUUUAUAGUAUAUAUAGGAUUUCUUCAGCCUUCAGUAUUUAUAGUAUUUCUCCAGCCAAUUUUUUCAGCAAAAACGAAACGUUACUUCCAACUAUUCUAUGACGAUAAAUUUACCUCCACUUGUUAGCGCUAGAGCUUGUUUUUGAUCGCUUGUAGGCAUUCAAAAUCACCAGCUCGUUGCUCUCUUUAACGUUUUAAUGUUUCCUUUUUAUUUCUGUUAUGAAAUCGAUCAUAUAAUACACCAGAAGGGUUUUUUACCAGCGAAUUUCUUGGGGAAUAAUACAGUUCCUAUAAAAGUGUAGAAAAAACGUUAAAUAUGACAUCGGCCGCUGUAAUGAAGCAGACGCAUUGAUUGACAAUUUGUAUAGUUGCACUGAGGAAAUACAUAGUCGGUAGAAAAACACCAUACGACGAUGAUCUUUCUACAUAUAUUGUGGCUGACAGUUUCACCAGCGUGCCUAGAAUUAACUUCCAUUUUAGUGUAAACUGUUUAAAGUUUUAAUUAUCAUUAAGAUUAAGAUUGCUUUAUUUCUAUCAGUUCCUUAACUUAUAUAUCCUAUGCUCUCCUAGCCUAGCUAAUUAGUUUUUACAAUUGGGAUUACUGAGAAUCUGGGAGGAGGAGCUAGAACGCGCAGUGUAAAUCGGGUUUAACCAAUGGGAUAUUUUAGUUGCCUUCAUGUAGGUAAUGUAUUUAUUUCAUGUAGGUUUCUAGGUUUUCGUGGAAUGGUGCUUUUACGGGAUUUUGUCAAGUGCGUGUGUUCUGGUGAACAGGGUAGACAUAAAUUCUGUACCUCUAUCUGUCAGAAUUUGCUUGGGUACACCAUAAUUCAAUAUGACAUUCUCAACAAAUGUCUGUAAGCACUCCGCAAUUAAUUUCUUUAAUGCGUUGUAUCGAGUUACUAAAUAAGUUUGAUUGCUAAUUGAUUGCGCGUUAACACUGAUCAAUUUAGUUUUAUUUUGUAAAUAGAGCAAUUUUUCUCUUUUUAUUUGUCUUGUUUCUAGCCUGAAUUGACUCCUCACUUGCAGGCUUUUAUAGAAUUUGUCGACCUCCUGUUCAAUUUUUUGGAAUUGGAAAUUGUCCAUUCCAUUCUAUGUGAUAUGUUGUUAUCAAACUUAUUGUUGUUGCAUUAUAUUCAUUUAGUAAAAAUAAAAAAAUGAAAAGAAUUUUUCAAUCAGUUUAGUGCAACUUUUUUUUGAAUUUUAUUCAAUGUAAUCUUUUUCAAGAAUUAAGAUUUCAUUUCUCCAUUUUUAAUCAAUAUAUAUAUAUAUAUACUUAUGUUCUUUAUUUCAUAGGAAGGUUUUUAAAAAAAUGUUUUACACUGAUUUCUUUGUUAAGACUAACACCGAACUGGUUCACUUCUUAAAUCGAACUGACUAACUUGUCCUGCCUGAAUGUUCGUUAGACCUGACUACCUAGCCCUAAACUAUUGAUUCAGCGGUUAUCCUGUCCGAACAUGUCGAAUCGUCGAUGCGGCGUGGUGGUUUCGGCUGAUGCAAUUACUAAUGGUUCCUGGCUAAUGCAACCACGGUGGCCGGAUGUCUGCUGCGAUGUCAGCGGUUCAAUAAUUGGUAACAGGGUGGUUGACAUCUCUACGCGUUGGAUACACGUACUGGCGUCUUACUGCUGGCGCGUACUUUGCUGAGGUCUGUGCGUACGGGCCAAGUGCUAUUCGGGUUCGUCCAUAACUUCCCCCUUCUUAGAUUGAACCGUCUCGGUUCAAUCCUGAUUGUGAGCUGUCUGCAACUUUGUCUAUUGGAAUUCGAAUGAUUAGUUUCAGCUUAAGUUUGCAGACUUCUCUUAUGAUGAGUGUAACGAAGGUUAUGACGAGACAUGUGAUUAAAACUAUGGCUCCAAUGUUGAAUACUCUGGUCCUUUUUG
Messenger RNA from Malaya genurostris, 4984 nucleotides. RefSeq names its product ceramide-1-phosphate transfer protein. Bases 265 to 894 code for a protein of 209 amino acids. The transcript is spliced from 3 exons. Gene Ontology annotation, biological process: ceramide transport; intermembrane lipid transfer. The record is from RefSeq and is a predicted model, not a curated record. Gene Ontology annotation, cellular component: cytosol; cytoplasm; membrane. Gene Ontology annotation, molecular function: ceramide 1-phosphate binding; ceramide 1-phosphate transfer activity. Lineage: Eukaryota; Metazoa; Arthropoda; Insecta; Diptera; Culicidae.